UGAACUUUGAAUAAUAUUCAAAACAUUAUUUGAAUACGAUUACCGAGCACAGGUACGAAAGCGUACCUACCUACGAAUACAUUAUCGGGUGCUUACGUCAGGUUUUUUGUGCCAAAAAAUAAGGUGACACGUUUAUCGAAGGCGCCGGAAAAAUAUCUUCUUUACACUUACAGAUUCUUGAUUUUAUUCCUCAAUGUUUUGAGUACCUACUUUGAAUAUUAGAUUAGCUCGUUACAAUUGAGAACCUUUUCGUUGAAUUACUUAAUAAGAAGCUUCUUAUUUUCUAUUAAAAAAAUACUCUUUCUAUGGGUGUUAGAAUUUUUUUCUCUCUCUCUUCGAUUCAUUUAAUUAAUCAAGUUCAAUGGCGUGAACCUUAUUAGUAGGUAAGGUAAUAAUAAUCCACAGGUAGUUACGCCAAAGAAUGCAGACACAUUCUUUACAACUACCUAUAUGUAUUCAUCGCCUUGAAAUCAUUCUUUAUAAAUACUUCUUACUUACUCGCUGUGAGAUAAACUUAAUGCUAAUUUCUUGUCGAAUAUCAUCAACGGAGUAUUCGUCAUCGUACAAUAAUGACGUAAUUCUUAUCUUUUUUAAAUACUCCUACAAUUUUUUCUUCUAAUCUAACGGCGAAGGCGAAUCGAAAAAUAAAUAAACAAGAUUAUUUACUCGAUAACUACGUACGUUAUUUUACAAAGUACCUACAUUUAUCUGCACAUUAAUACAUUUUUAUCGCGUGUAAGUAAUUCAUUUUUUCAAGAAUUACUUUACAAUUGGUGUCCUGAAUUUACCUACUUAUGCGUGGAAUAAUCGUAAAAUUUGCGACAAAAAUUUAUCAUUUCGGUUACGGGUCUUAAAAUACAAUUCGUUUAGUCUUUACUGCCUCAUUCGUGUUAAGUAUACUUAUAUUUUUUGAAAAAAUAUGCCAAUAAAAUCGAUAAUUGAUUACGUUUCGCUAAAUCCAUGCCCAAAAUUUGCACUGCAUAAUUAAACGCGAGGAUUUAUUCGUUUUUCGUGCUGUUUGGAACCUAAAUAAAAUUCUCACUCUGUUAAAUGACCGUUGAAUAAGUUAUGGACUUGUGGCAUAGGUAUUCGGUAAACAUAUUCUAACUAAGUGAACCUGAACGUAAUUCACGCGCGUCUAGAGUCUGACGGGCUACAAAACGUUCCCACCAAUCACAGCGUAGCGGUAUGUUUAUCACCGUUAUCACUGAUGUUGGAUUAAGUUAUUUACGUAAAAAUGGAACUUGGAAGUUGAAGUUUGCGUUAUUCCGAAUAAUUAAAACACCGUCACAAUCAUGUAUCUUCGAACUUCGAAGUUUGAAAGUUUUCAGCUGACGUGAAAAUGAAAGUUUUGCCACUUCUCUUGAAAAUAACAUCCGGACUUCACGUAAAAUGGCAUCUUUCAAAGCUGACUGUAACCUAUGCGACAAAUCAUUUUCUUCAAAUAGUAAUUUGAGAAAACAUCUCAAAAAUAUACACUUUCAAUCAUCUACAAGUAUUCGAGAGCAAGUACCUCGCAAAAAAGAAGGGAAUUUCAAAUAUGUUUGCUCCGAGUGCCCAAAAUCAUUCAAUUCGUUGAAAAAUUUCAAAUACCACAAUCAAGUUCAUAAUCAAGAUUCAUCUUUACGAGUAAAAGUAGUUCAAUGUCCGUUAUGCGUCUUCAAAGGUAACAGUACUGAAAUUUCAAAACAUUUUAGUGAUGAACAUCAGAUAUUAUACGAAGUUGAAAACCUAGAAUUUGAUACAUGGAAUACUUUUAUGAGCUGGAAGAAACUCAAAGAAAAAAAAACGCAUUGUAAAUUUAUUCUGAAGCGACGUCAAGAAAAAAGUACUGCACAUUUCAUAUGUCACCGCAGUGGUACUUUCAAAAGUAAAGGCAAAAAUUUGAGACUGUUGAAAAUUCAAGGUUCCAAAAAAAUUAAUGCUUUCUGUCCAGCGGCUAUUGAUGUUGUGAUCGGUAAAAAUGUAUGUCGUGCUAAUUUCAUUUCAACUCAUGUUGGGCAUUGUAAUGAUCUGAAACAUCUUAAUGUUUCACCUACAAAACGUGAAGAAAUUGCCAGGCAACUGCAAUUAAAAAUACCCGCUCCGGUCAUUCUGAGUAAUAUACGAGAUUCGCUUGAGGGUGAUAUAGAAAGAGAGCACUUGUUAACCAACAAAGAUUUACACAAUAUCCGCGCAGCUUUUGAUAUUUCUAAUGAAGAAGUGCGGGAUUCCAGUGAUGCACGAAGUGUUGAUAUUUUAAUCAAAGAACUGCGAUUACAGGAAAGUCAUCCUGUUAUUUUUUACAAACCUCAAGACGUUGAAGAUCCGAAUUCGAUUUUGAAACCAUCUGAUUUUGUAGCAAUUUUCAUGAACGAUGGCCAGAAAGAAAUGUUGAAAGAAUACGGCAAAAAUACAAUAUGCGUGGACGGUACUCAUGGCAUGGGAUACGAUUUCAUUCUUUACACUAUAUUAGUUUUAGAUAGUGUCAAUCAGGGAUUUCCUUGUGCAUUUUUACUAACGAAUCGCUCUGACCAAGCUAUUUACGAAUUUUUUUUCUCUAAAAUCAGAGACUCCGUUGGAUUGAUUGACACGAAUCUAUUUAUGUCAGACAUGGAAGUGGGUUUUGGCAAUGCUUGGACUAGAAUUAUGGGACCACCUAAGAAACAAUUAUAUUGUACAUGGCAUGUUGUGAGAGCAUGGCAGCAAAAUCUGAACAGAAUUGGUGGCGAACGUGAAGCUGAUAAGAAAAACGAGACAUAUAAACAAUUACGUGUUCUAUUAGAAGAGUUGGAUGAGAAUAAAUUCGAACUUUUAUUGCCGGAUACCAUCGCUCGGUGGAAAGAAGACAAAGAUACAAAAAAUUAUGCAGAAUAUUUUGAAAGUACGUACGUGAGUAAUAGAAAGCAGUGGGCAUAUUGUUAUAGGAAGCAAAGUGGACUGAAUUCGAAUACUCAUCUAGAGAGUCUUCACCGAACGUUGAAGUAUGUGUAUUUAGAAGGGAAAAAAGUGAAACGAUUGGACCGGACAAUUUCAAUAUUGAUGAAAUUUAUACGUGACCGUUUAUUUGAUCAGAUUAUUCUUCAUCAUAAAGGCAAGCUUACAAAAAAAAUUCAGGACCUGAGAAGACGACAUCGAACUGCUGUUGCCAAUAGAAAUGAUUCGUUGAUUACUUAUGACUCUACUGAUGAACGUUGGAUUGUAUCGUCAAAACAGAUAUAUUAUGUUGAGAAAAACGAUGCGAAUUGUACAUGUAGUCUUAUAUGUACAUUAUGUAAUGCAUGUCUGCAUAGGUAUAGUUGUACAUGCUUAGAUUAUUCAAUCAAAUGGAACAUGUGUAAGCAUGUACAUGAAGUGUGCAUGAUUGAAAAUGAAAAGAACAACGUUAGUGUUGAUAUUAAUAAUGCUAAUGCUCAUGCUCAUUGUGCAACUUUGGAAUCAUUUGAAAGUAUCAACAACAACAACUCUGCAGUUAUUUCUACAAAAAUCAAGGAUAUAUUACUCGUUGAUGCUGAAAAGGAUGUCAGUGAGGAGGAUUUGAAGAUGAAAUUUAAUUCUGUUCUAAAUUUAGCAAAAAAUAAAGACGAUCGAAAGUUGGUGAUGAAAUAUUUGAACAAGGUUCAAUUAUGCAUCGAAUCUGAUGUUUUAAAAUCUGCACCUGUCUGUAAGAAGGAUAAUAAAUCGAAGAGUCGUGAUUAUGUGAGGAAUAUUCAACCUCAACCAAGAAUUUAUUCUACUAAAAAAAAACGCGCUAGUUCAGCUAAAUUUCAAGCACCACAGGAAGAGGAGAAAAAUGACAUAGGAUUAGAUGUUAUGUUUAUGAAUAUUGAAGAACUUGAGAUUGAAUUACCUUCUAUUGACUAAAAAAAACGCUUAUUUGUUUGUUACCUGUGAUCAAAUGAUUUUUACCUAAAGUAGUAUUUACUUUAAAUUGUUUCAAGGUGCCAAACUGAAACUAAAGUGAUAUUCAUUUUUUUCAUUUUUUUAUUAUAUAUUGUGUUGUAUCUGUAAGUGUAUUUCGCUUUAAUGUAGGUAUAAAAAAAAACACUUUUUAUGCCAAAUAUUGGUGGUGAUUUCCAUUUUUUUUUUUAUUAUUGUAUUUUUCAAUUACCUACCUACUUUUUUAUUAUUUGUUGUAUCUAAAAAAUAAAAAUCCUAUUUUUAUGCCAAAUAUUGGUAGUCAUAGUCAGGUAGUGAUUUUUAUUUUGUUUUUUUUUAUUAUUCCUUGUAACUGUAACUUGAGUACUUUUUCCUAUUAGUAGUAGCAGAUGAAAUUGUAGUGAUUUCUUCUUAUAAUUUUUGUUUAUUCGUUGUAUUUCUAAGUACCUUCCUACUGAUUGUUUCAAAAAUUUCAUUUUUUUAUUACCAAUUAAGUGAUAAAUAUCAUCAUAAAUACGAUUUAUGAUUUUU
Messenger RNA from Planococcus citri (citrus mealybug), 4389 nucleotides. RefSeq lists its product as uncharacterized. The transcript has 3 exons. The coding region runs from base 1393 to 3843 and encodes 816 amino acids. Lineage: Eukaryota; Metazoa; Arthropoda; Insecta; Hemiptera; Pseudococcidae. Gene Ontology annotation, molecular function: zinc ion binding. The record is from RefSeq and is a predicted model, not a curated record.